Messenger RNA from Amoebophrya sp. A120, 553 nucleotides. The record is from the annotation of a GenBank genome assembly. NCBI's taxonomy places the organism in Eukaryota, Dinophyceae, Syndiniales, Amoebophryaceae.
CAGGAAUAAGACGAUAUGCCUCGCCGAUGUCAAGCCGAAUCGUUUGAAGAGGAUGGUGGCGCAGUGCUUUUCUGCUAUCUCGCCUGCCGCAGUAAGAAACGGCGAGGACAACCCCGGGCCUCGCGAUAGCGGCGCCAGUCGGCUGAAUUUGGCGCAGGAAGCAAAGCCAAAAAGAAAUUCGGACAGCUUUCCCUCCUCGAGCAUUGCAUGUUCGGGCAGCGCCGCUAAGCUUCCGAAUCCGGGCGUGUACAUCUCAAACUACGGUAUGCUGCCACUGCCAAUCAGAGGGAAGCACCUAACGACACCGAGCCCAAAGGACUACCCCGCGCAUUUAGCCGAACUCGUCGAGCACUUCGAAGUAGCCCCGUACGGGCACGGAGCUACUACCGUCGUCGAUACGAGCUUUCGACUGACCUACCAACUCUCGCCAGUGCCACCCAGUAAGGAAAGGAAAACUUCGGCGGCGGACACUGGGCGGCCUCAAGACACUUCGCAGAAGGGAUUUUUUCUCGUAAACGAAGAGGCGUUUGCAGAGGGGGUAUCGCAGUUAGUG